AUGUUAAUAUUAGCAUUAUUCCUCAUCUCGGUUGAACUAGCAUUAGGAAAACUGAAAGUUAUCGGUCCAGAAGAAUUGAAAUAGGAAUUUGCCAAAAAUAAUGCUGAAAUAGUAUUUAGCAUAGCAAACUUUGGAAAUGUUCCUUGGGGUCGUAGAUUAAGUGGGACUCUUGAUAUGUCAGAUCCAUUCGAAGCUUGCACGGAUAUUAAUUAAACUGCGAAAAGCAACUUUGUACUAAUUAAAAGAGGAGGCUGUUCCUUUGUGACUAAAGUUAGACAUGCAUAGAAAGCAGGAUAUCAAUUGGCGAUAAUAGAAGAUGAUAAGGCUGAGAUAAUAGACAACAUAACAAUGUCUGAUGACGGGACAGGAUAUGGAUUAUAAAUCCCUAGCAUUUUUAUAUCCAAAUCAGAUGGGGAGGUUUUGACAAAAUACUUGAAGAGUCCAAAAGUCAAAUCAGAAGCAGAUCAAAUUCAAUUGCUUAUCAAAUUUGAUGUUCGCUAAUAGAAAAAUGUAGAUGCCCUAUUUGCCUUCUCAAUUUAAUCAGGAGCAACAUAUAAAUUUCUAAGAGAAUUUCAACCUUAUUAUGAAAAAUUGAAAAAAGAAUAAUUUAACUUUACCAUCUUGUAUCAAUUAUAUCAAAUUAUUGAUACUCCAGAUAGACCGGUAGAUUAUAAGAAUUGUCUAAGUUAUGGUAAAUAUUGUUCCCCUGAUCCUGAUGGCAGAGGUGUUGGAACUGGAAGAAUGGUUGUCCAAGAGACACUUAGAUAGUUAUGUAUCUUUAAUCAAAGCAAAGACUAAUGGUUCGAAUAUAUGCAAUCAUUCAGAGAUAAUUGUACUUCAGCUUAAGAGUUUGAAGGUUGUUCUCCAAAGGUGCAAUUGGAAGUUGGCAUUGACAAUUAGAAAGUCGAAAAGUGUAUAAGUGAUCAGCAAUCAAUACGUAUUUUUGAAGUUCAGAGUGAGAUCUUUAAUUACAAGGAAAACAAGAUUCUAGAUGAUUAAUUGAGACUAUGGAAUACUGCUGGUAUACAGGAAUUGCCAGGAAUCAUAAUAAAUCAUUAAGAUUACUUAGGAUAAAUCACUGGAGCAAAUGUUUUCCUUGAUAUUUGUUAUAGUUUUGAAACUCCACCAGAAUCUUGUGGCACAUAUGUUGAUGGGUAUAUAUUUUAAACGGAUAAAUCAACCAAUCUUUAUUUGACUAUAGCAAUCAUAAUAAUCGUUAUGGUCAUCUUUUUUGUGUUGCUAUUUUGUGUUUAUACAAAAUUGAUUAGAAAAGAAUUCAAGGAAAGUAGCUAGUCAUAAGUCAAUGAAAUGGUUACUCAGUAUAUCCAACUCUAUGAAUCAAAAGACAAGAAAAGCAGAGAAGCUAUAUGA
This is a messenger RNA of Paramecium tetraurelia, 1371 nucleotides long. RefSeq lists its product as uncharacterized. The record is from RefSeq and is a predicted model, not a curated record. The transcript has 5 exons. Lineage: Eukaryota; Ciliophora; Oligohymenophorea; Peniculida; Parameciidae.